UUUUCUAUUUCUUCCUCCGAUUCUAUUUUUUCUGCUAAGUGGCUAAUCAAAAGUACAAUUCUCAGUCCCAAAAACAAAAACAAAAAAUUCCUCGAUUUCUAUGAUUUCUGGUUUCUCUGAAGUCUUCUUCUGCCCAGAUCACUCAGUGGGAAGGAGAUAAGACACACACAAAAUCCUGCAACUUUUUAGAUCUUACAUACCCUUGAUCGAUUCCAAUUUGAUGCACUGAAAUUUCACCACAGAUUUCAAAUGGGUAUCUUGUUUACUCGCCUCUUUUCUUCUCUCUUCGGCAAUAAAGAAGCUCGAAUCCUCGUACUUGGUCUUGAUAAUGCCGGGAAAACCACAAUUUUGUAUCGUCUUCAGAUGGGUGAAGUAGUCUCUACUAUACCAACUAUAGGAUUCAAUGUGGAAACAGUGCAGUACAAAAACAUUAAAUUUCAAGUUUGGGAUCUGGGUGGGCAGACAAGUAUAAGGCCUUACUGGAGAUGUUACUUUCCAAACACUCAAGCCAUUAUAUAUGUGGUAGACUCAAGUGAUACUGAUCGGCUUGCAAUAGCGAAGGAUGAAUUUCAUGCAAUUUUAGAGGAGGAAGAAUUGAAGGGUGCUGUGGUCCUAAUUUUCGCUAACAAGCAGGAUCUGCCGGGUGCACUUGACGAUGCUGCUGUUACUGAGGCGUUGGAGCUUCACAAGAUCAAAAGCCGGCAAUGGGCUAUCUUCAAGACUUCUGCCACCAAAGGAGAAGGCCUUUUUGAGGGCUUAGACUGGUUGAGUAAUACACUGAAAUCUGGAAGUGGUUAACUUCUCUUUGAAGAGAGUGACGGGAAAUCAUGUAGCUGAUGAGGAACGAAAAUGCUAUCAUAUUUCGUAGGGAGUGUUACUUGUGUUGGAAGUUUCAGACUGGAGGAAACUAUAAUUGUUCAUCAUUGGUAAAUUUCGCCACAAAUAGACAUGUAUAAUUUUUUUUGUUCAUUAUUAUAAAUAGAAAAAUGUUGGAGAUUCCAUCAUUGAUCACAGCCAUACCCAAAUCCUUGGUGUCCAUGUUUGUAGCUUUGCCUAAUCGCUUAACUAUACUCGUACUUGGUGUUAUAAAAUGACGGGAUUUGUUCUCUUAGUA
Molecule: messenger RNA, 1114 nt
Organism: Spinacia oleracea (spinach)
Lineage: Eukaryota; Viridiplantae; Streptophyta; Magnoliopsida; Caryophyllales; Amaranthaceae
Product: ADP-ribosylation factor 1
Exons: 9
Coding region: 250-798 (182 amino acids)
Molecular function (GO): GTP binding; GTPase activity
Source: RefSeq, a predicted model, not a curated record